UGAACCGUGUAGUUGUGAUUCUAAAUAUAUAGCCACAGGUUCCAAGCCCUCAGUUUAAAUUAACGGGUUUUUCUACUUUAGUGUCACUUUAUUUCGGGAAGAAAGCAAGCAUUUGCCUCCCCAUGCUGAGUAACUGUUAAUGGGCCGUUACAAAAUUUGCUGUGGCCAGUGGCAAAGAGCGAUGUUGUGAACCUUUCAGCUGAUCCUGCAUGUGAAACGUACCCGUUCUGAAAGCUUAAGAUUUUGUGGCGGUGAAAGAGAAGGAGAAAAUGGCGAACUGUUUCAUCAAGUGCUGUCGUACUGUAAAGCACCUACCUGUUCGGAUCAUCUGCUUGCUGGUCUACAUCCUUCAUACAAGUUGUGUGGACUACUAUCUCGUGGAACAUAAAGACAUCAGCUGGUUAGGUUUUCUGGUGGCAGACGUUAUCAUUUUUUGCCUGUUCAUUGCGUCAUUUUUGGUUUCCUACCAUAAUCUAAGGGGUUCCAGAUCCGACUCUACGAUGGAGAAAGCCGGAAGCUGGCUCGGCAUAUGUUCAUGGUUUUUAUUUUCGACCAUUGUCGCGACUAAAGCUGGAAUCAUUUUCAUUGACUUUGCAGACGACCUAGAUGAAAACGACUUUUUUGGUCCGAACACCCUCAAAACUUCGCUAGCCCUCGCCGGAGUAGUAUUUCUUCUCCAUCUCUCAUCGCUCCAUGACGCUAAACCAGGUUCCGAGAGAAGAGCGUACAUCGAGGAAUUAACAGGGACAGUCAUUUUCGACAUCAUGGACUGUGUGGAUAGUAUGGAACCACUGUUUAUCAAAGAAGACCGUGACGCCUUCCCACCAGGUCUUGUAGAAGCAAUAGUAGCCAUAGCCUGUCUUAAUUUCGUAAUUCCAACAAUUCCUUUACUAACUCUUACCAACACAAAAUUUGGCCACGCCAAACUUCCACGUCGUCUGGUGAUGCUACACAAAAUUCUGCUCGCUUACAUCAUUAACCUUCCUCUCCUUAUCAUGAGAAUGAUUCUGUGGCAUGGUCUAAAUCAUGGCGUCUCCAUAUUUUCCUUGAAAAACGUCAUUGUAAUUGCCAUGGUAUCCUAUGAUUUUUAUGAGCAUCACGAAGCAAACAUGGACGAAACUCGAGAAGACAACGACAACAAAGACAAGCUAGAGGAUGGGGGAUUAUCGGGUGAAGCAUACAACUUGGAAAACCGUUUCAAUUACGACUGACCGUUUCCUCAGUAGCAUUUGGUUUCCCCGAAACUUCUAGCACGCCUCGGAUUCGAGAGACAAGACAAGAAAAUGUCUAAAAAAUCACAUAUCUUCGGGUGUUUAGAUCAUUAGAAUGGCCACUAUUUUAGACCAUUAGUUAGCAGUUUCUAAUGUGAAUUAGUUAGAAGUUCCUCUCGUGACAAGAACUGAUUUUUUGUUCAGUUUUUCAUGUGAACACGUGAGAGAUACCUCUAUCUUAGAGCCGAUGGAGUGUUGUAUGUAUAGUUUGUCUUUAAGGUAUGUUUGAAGACGUAGAUUGAGUGAUAGGAUGGUCCAAGUAGAAAUAAAGUAAGAAAAUCACAAUG
Messenger RNA from Magallana angulata, 1558 nucleotides. RefSeq lists its product as uncharacterized. NCBI's taxonomy places the organism in Eukaryota, Metazoa, Mollusca, Bivalvia, Ostreida, Ostreidae. The transcript has 2 exons. The record is from RefSeq and is a predicted model, not a curated record. Bases 270 to 1211 code for a protein of 313 amino acids.